AUGGCAAGAGAUGCAGCACCUCCGGCGCUCCUAAAGACAAUAUCAUGCAAAUGCCACACCAGCUGUACUGCAGCUUGUGGCUGCAGAAGAGCUGGACUGAACUGUUAUAGCUUGUGCAAACAUUGUAUUGGGCAGUCCUGCGAAAACACACAAGAAAUUGUAAUCGACAAAAACGACGACGACGAAGAUUUUGCUGUAUUAGCUGAAAAUAAAGACUACUCUGCCUUUUCAGCCGGAACGAGCUCGACUGUAAUAAACAUUUGUAUUUAUAUUGUAUCAUCAGAAUAUGGAUUUUAUUGGAAGUUAUUUUACGGAACCAAGGAAUACAUCCAUGACAUACCAAGUGAUAAUGGAAGUGAUGAUCCUGAACUCUCCGAUGACGAAGAUAAUGUGUUAGGACGUGUUCUGAUACUCGAAAGCGACGAAGAAACUGAACAAGAAGUUGAGUCUGAUGAUAAUGAUGAUAUAAUCGUACCCUAUACAGAUGUUGACGAAGACAUUCCCCUGGCUGAACUAGCAGAAAAGUUAUUGAAUCCUGGUGCUUGGAGAACUGGAAAUCUCAGAAAAGACCCGAAUGACAUCACAUUUUUCGGAGAGCAGCAUAUGCCUAUAUAG
Phaedon cochleariae (mustard beetle) is the source of this 615-nucleotide messenger RNA. NCBI's taxonomy places the organism in Eukaryota, Metazoa, Arthropoda, Insecta, Coleoptera, Chrysomelidae. The record is from the annotation of a GenBank genome assembly.